AUGGGUAUGCAUGUCGCUCGUUCUGCAUGUCGCCAUUUCAAUCUUGCUUGUCUAAAUUUACCCAACAGAGCGUGGCCAUCGAAAGUUUCAUCUCAGAGAUACAUUGUGACAAAGCUUACUAAAAUUGGUUCAGUGUAAACACUGUUAUUCUGUUUAAUCUAAGUAAGAAGUCAUCAAACCUAUUAAAACAUGGCAUGCAUGCGGCGCCAUAUCAUGCAGCGUUUUUUUUUUGUCGGAAAAUGGCCUAGUGCAUGGCUAUGAAUAUUUCAUGAAAAAGUUCUUCAGCAAACUCACGUUGUGUUUUUCGUUCCCCAAAACCGUUUUCUUUCCCUAAAAUGGUUUUCUUUCCCCCAAAACAGAUCAUGAUCUUUGGAGACGUGGUGGACCAUCUAUAGCAACUACUGCUCCAUCUCAUAAUUCAGGUAUAAUCCAAUAUGGUUGAUCAACUCGGUAAUAAGUUCUACAAGUACUCGGGGAAACGAAUGAACAGCAGUGUAUCUCAACAUCACUCAGUUGGUAGAGCAUCGAUCUAGUAAUUCGAAGGUCGCGGGUUCGAAACCGACCCGCGGCGGGAAGAAUUUAUAUAUAUAUAUAUAUUGCUACUCCGAGUUUCGUGCCGUAAAGGCAAUCAUCAGGCAACAGUUUUUGUUGAUAUUCAGAAGCAAAAACUGUUGCCUGAUGAUUGCCUUUACGGCAUGAAACUCGUAGUAGCAACAAAAAAUUUUAAGUAUUAAUAUAUAUAUAUAUAUAUAUAAGAUUUAGUUUCGUUGGUUAUAAAAACGUUUGGUAAAGUGCUCAAUGGAAAACCAGAAAUGUCGGACUUACAGAAAAAUCGUUUAAAACAAGACUUGCAAACCAUAAAGCAUCAUUCAACUCUUUCGACAAACGGAACGCUACCGAACUAAGCAACUACGUGUGGGAAUUGAAAAACAAAAACAUCAAUUAUACAAUCAAAUGGAAACUAUUGAAACGAGCUAAGCCUUAUAACUGUGCUUCAAAUCGGUGUAAUUUGUACUUAUGGGAGAAAUACUUUAUUAUUUGUAAGCCAAAAAUGGCCACUUUAAACAAACGAAAUGAGUUAGUGUCUGCAUGUAGGCUAAUAAAAAAUUCCUUUUAAGUAACAUUUAAAAAGCUAGACAUUUAAACAUACCGCGGUGUGUUAAUCUUUCCGCGUCCUGUCAGCUUAUCACAUAACAUGUUAAUUAAAUCGCGUGGUUUGUAAAUAGGAUUAAGUUUUUUAAAGUCUCAUCCACUUGUAUACAUAUAUAACCUUGUAAGUUUUAGUCUAUAGUCAUUAGGUCAAUUUAUCUGAAGAGUGCCACAUUUUGUGGUACGAAACUAUUUAGUAAUAAAGAUGCCUAGUGGAUUUUGUUGAUUGUUGUACCUUAAUUUAAAUAUGCUCUGGUUUCCCAUUGAGCACUUUACCAAAAGUUUUUAUAACCAACGAAACCAAAUCUUUAUAUAUAUAUAUAUAUAUAUAUAUAUAUAUAUAUAUAUAUAUAUAUAUAUAUAUAUAUAUAUAUAUAUAUAUAUAUAUAUAUAUAUAUAUAUAUAUAUAUAUAUAUAUAUACCAAAUAUGCAUUUAGAAUCAUAUAUGAGUAGAGUGCUCAAUAUACCGAAGUAUAGAGCUAAUAUAGAUAAAGAUAAAAUAAACCUGGUUUAUAUAUAUAUAUAUAUAUAUAUAUAUAUAUAUAUAUAUAUAUAUAUAUAUAUAUAUAUAUAUACUAUAUAUAUAUAUAUACUAUAUGUACUAUAUAUAUACUAUCUAUAUAUAUUGUACUAAUUGUGCUAUUGUAGGAAAAGUAGGAAUAAAAGAAUUUUGUUUCUCGAAACUUUUAAAUUGCAGCAACAUAAUUCAAAUGCAUUAUGCGUGUGAGUGAAUGUAUUUGGGUGCACCAUACACCAAUCCACACUGUACAGCAGGAGCAUACGAUGUCUGAUUAACUGAGGGGUGGGGCUGUUGAAUAUUUGGAGUCUCUAGAUCGUCGGAAAUGGCACUUUUAGAGUCUUCAUUAAUUUGUUGAUUUUGAUUCUAGAGAUGCUAUGGAAUUUUAUUCUUGGAAAAUGUACUUCUUCUUUUCCCGUGAUCUUAUAAUCUGGGACACAAAUAGGGAAUACAAACUACGAGUCCUAUAGAUCUAAUUACAAGAACUAUAACAUACUGAUUCCCCAAGCUGUCUUAAAAAAGUAGGAUUUUAUGAGAAAAAGUAGGAAAAUCAAGCAAUUUUUAAUAAAGAAUAGGAAAAGUAGAAAGUUGAAGAAAAGUAGGAAAAAGUAGGAAAAGUAGGAUGGCAAGAAAGCCUGAGCCUCUGUAUAUUUUUCAGUUCAUAACCAUGAUGUGUGUAUCAACAAAUAUAUAUUUUAUAAUUUAAGAUUGCAUAAAAGAUAUUCUCAUUCUCUGGGACAAUUCUGCAUCUGUUGGCUAUGGGGAUUUCAAAGACAAAGUACUACCAUUUCUCCUAAACCUUGUCAAGAAUAAUAAGCUGAACGUGGGUGAAGGAGGAACACAACUUGGUUUUAUCACAUUUUCAUCUUUGGAAAAAACUAGAACAUUGUUGAAGUUUGGAGAAAAAACAACGCGUGAUGAUUAUGUAAAGUGGCUGGAGUGGUAUAAGUCACCAAGCUACCCAAAACUUGUAUAUGAAGCGGAUCUGGUGGGUGACCUGACCUACAUGGGUGAAGCAUUCAAGCUUGCAAACGAGGUAAGUCAUAGUCCUGUAUAUAACAUUCCUGUGAUAAAAAAAAUCCUCCAUAGAUGGUGUAUAUAGACAACAAAAAUCCAACUUUGGCACGUUUCACAUCAAAACAGUCUUUUAAGUUGUGAAAUGCCACCCUUUUUGCAUAAGUGCGAUCAAAAAUGGCCAAAUCGUUCGAAAGUGCAUUUUCCAUGCACAUUUGGGAAAAUAGACCAUUUCGAAUGUUGCUCUAGUUGUCAAAAACAAUGACACCAAAUCCAGGCUUAGUUCUAAAUUAUUUCAAAAACAUUAUAAUUUAGCCUCGUUCUAAUGCUACUGUCUGUGGGCAUUCGACCAGCCGCGUAAUCCGGGGAAAUCGAAUAUCAAAUGUUCAUCCAAACACUUCAGAAAUCCAUUCGUAUCCUUUUCGUAAUCCUUUUGAGAAAUCAAAUCUGUCUUAUAUUUGAAAGAACUUUUGCAAUGAUAUAUGAAAACCCUUUACAUUUUUUCUGUAUCGUUGGUUUUCGAAAACAGCGUGUAUAGCCUGUAGGGCGGCCAUCUCAGCGGUUAAGGUUCAAUAUGCAUGACGUCACAACCGCGAAAAAAAGAAAUUUUUAUACUGCCAACCACAUUUCCCUAUGAGCCUUGAAAUCGAUUCUCAGGAUUUCUCCGUUUCCAACGGGUGAUUCCAGCUUUAGACUAAAUUUUGAUCAAGGCAAGAAGAACAAAAUCCAACACCACAGCUAGAAAGAGCGUCUUAGAAUGAGUAAAACUGCAAAGGUUGGUUGCUCAAUGUUGUAAAAUAAAGAAAAUAUAGCCCUGUGAAGUUCGCAAAUUUUGUAUAUAUUUGUAUUAUGCACUGUAGAAAUAACCACUUUCGGCUCAAAAACGGUAAUUGGUCCCGCGCGUAUAAUGCAAAUAUAUACAAAGUUUGCGAACUUCACAGAGUAAAAUUUUCCUCAUUUUACAACAACUCGCAACCAAACUUUGCAGUUUUACUCAUUUUAAGAUGCUCUUUCCAGCUAUGGUAAUGGAUUUCGUUCUUCUUGCCUAGAUCAAAAUUACGUCUACAGCUGGAAUCAUCCAUUGAAUCACAAGAUACGUAAAAAAAUUCUCAUUGAAAUGCGCAGCCAAUCACAUAGUAAUUUUAACAGGUUUGUCCAUUGAAAUGAAUAUAACUGGAACGUUACACGGGAAAAAAUAGUGAAAUUCAUACUAUGGAAUUUGCGAUUGCAUUACUAAAUUCAUAGUAGCUAUAUCCAUAGUAUUUCCAUACUAUAUCCGUAGUAUAGGAAUUGCAAUAAGUAAGAAAAUUGGAUCCAUACUGUUUCCAUAGUGAGGAGUUUGAAAAAAGUUCCAGCGCUACCUUCAGAUAAACUCCUAUCUUUUUCUUCAAGCCGAAUCUGACCUCCAUGCAGACACGCGUGUGUAUAUCGCUUAAUUUCCCGCAAGACUACUUCAAAGAGUGAGCAUGCCGUUUUACUGAAUAAAGCAGGCAAAAUUUACAUAUACUGUAUGAAAGAAGAAGCGAUUCCAUAUAGACCAUAUAGAUGGUGACGUCAUGUUUUCAUUUUUUAGAUUCAAAUAGCUUUUAGUUUAAAACACUGACAUAUAUUGGAAACUGUAGGGAGCCUGCUUAAGAUGAUUGGUUGAUUUUAGGUACCAUUGUUUUUCCACCAAUCGGAUCAGUUUGUUACAGAUUUUUGCACUGUUGUUACAGAAUUUUGCACUGCUGUUUGAGAUUAACUGCACUGAAAUCAACCAACCACAGUCGAGUUGUAUUUUUAUGUACAUAUAUUAUUAUGAUUGUAAAUUUAUCAAUUUAUUUUUUUUAAGAAUUUUACUCAAACAAGCCCUUUCAAUUACCGCAAACAAGUAGAAGACGUUAUUUUUUUGUUCACUGACGGAGAACCAAAAGCUGGAAGUAACGAAUUAACGAAAAAGCAAAAGACAUGGCCGAGCAAUAUUCGAAAACGCUGAAGGAGGACAAAAACGUCAAAAUUAUCGGUUUGGCAGUUGGCAAAGAUAGUGUGCUUAAAGAUUUUAAUCAAACGAUUAUCGACUUGUCAUCAGAACCAGGCAAGAAAAACCAAAAAUAUUAUUUUCAAACACGCUUAACGGAGAAAGAUCUGAAUAAAAUCGUGGAUCAACUGGUGGGUCCUUUGUGCGUUCCAGCGGGUAAGUUCUGAUACACCAUGAUCAAUAGAAUAAAGUUAGGGAACUCGAUGCAGACAUAAUAGACCUCAUUAUCUAUAUGUUUUUGUCUGGUUUAUGCAAAAAAUGGUCGGUUCAUCGCCGCAUGUGUAUUGUUUUUUCGCUCAACCAACAAAUAGCAGUGUGUUGGUUUAAUUAUCCAUUCAUGAUAUUACAUUUAACAAUGGUUAAAUGAGAACAUAGGUAUUGGUCGCUCUAGCGAAGUACAAUUCACGCGUGACAAUUUCUUGCAUAAACCAAGACAAAAACAUAUAUAACGAGGUCUAUUAUGUCUGCACAACUGUAUAAAAAAUAAAUCCAAUUUGGUUAAGAAAUUCAUGUGACUUUGACAGCAUUUUUAUAUCGGCUCGUAUUUGGUCGUUAUUGGUUGAAGUGACACACGAAAGAUGGCGUUAAAAGGCUAAAACGCUAACUGUGAAAACCUUGAUACACCAUGUAGGCCGUUUCCAACAAGCGUACCGCACAGUACCGUACAAUACCGUACAGGAACGUAAACAUUGACUUGCGAUGAACUUUUCAUUUUGAUACGCGAAUACACCCAGAAAUACGUGAAUUUAUUAACCUAUUUUCAAUCUACACAAGCUCACCAGUACGUUUGGGUACGGUACAGUUAAAAUGGAAAACGGCCUUAAGUCAUGCAUGUUUCGUUUCCCUUGUUUAAGAAAAUCAAUCAAGGUUUUAAGUUUUCUAUGCACGCUGUCCCAAACCACUCCCCUUUUUUGUGGUAUUGCAACCAAUAAGCUUCGACAAAAGUUUCAGAUUUUUAUACUAUCGUCUUAAUCAAUUCAUUUGAUAUUCGGUUAACAAAAUAACCAACAGUUUGCCUUCUAGAACCAUAUAAGGUGGCGACACCAAUAUUUCAACAAGGUGUGAGCUGAGUACCGCAGGCUCGAUUUAGUUAGGGGGUCUGGGGGCAUGUCCCCCAAGAAAUUUUUAAAAUUUGGGUCUCUGAAAUAGUAUUUCAUGCAUUCUGAGAACACAUUUUUAAAAAAUCUCAGCUUCUCAAAACAAAGUUUUAAUGGUGAAAUUUGUAAUAAAUUGCAUGCUAAACAUCCAAAUAGAACAUAAGUUUAAAUAUGCUCACCAACAAAUUUUGUUUUUUAAACUUCUUUUCAAUAAUAAACUCAUUUACUCAAUACAGGUCAUAGGGCCCUGGCUUUGGGGCAAUAGGCCAUUUUUUCUUCAGUGGUGGGGUAGAGGAAGGGGCCCAAUGGGGCAAAUGCCCCCCCCCCCUCCAGUCCAUGGUAUUAAAAAAUCACUUGAUUCCUGUUUAGGAAUAAAACGCAUAAAAUCAGUCAUGCGUUUAAUGUGAACGACUAAUACGGCAAAAAGUCCAAAUUCUAAGGGUCGCGCGUUGGACUUAGUGUAUAUGAAACUGCCUGAUAGUAUGAUAUACGGUUCAUAAACCACCUUCCAAGUUUUUCGAACUGUGCAGUUUUUCAUACACCCUCACAUGUUAAUUAGUAUAGAUAAGGCGGAAAAUUAUGCCUCACGCAAAGAAAUGAAAAUGUUUACAAGGAGAGCUAGAGAAUUAAGAGUCGUGCAAGUCUGGGGGGAAAUAUUUAUACCUGUCACGUUUUGUAAUUUUGUAUUCUUUUGCAUUUUAAGCUUAAUCCUAAUCCUAAUCCUUACUCUAAUCCUAACCCUAAAAAUAGUAACUGUUCAUAAAUCGUGACUCAUAUAUAUGAAAAUAUUGGUGUAAGGCAUGUGAACACUGAAUUUCAAGCACUCAACUUUCAAAUGAUGAAACUGGUCGAAACAAGUUAAGGUGGUUCGACAUAAUAAUCCAAACAAGAAUCGCGAAAACAGAACCUUAUGCUAUAUGUAUUCAAUCUUCUUUGCAGGCGAUUGUGACUGUAAAGGGAUAACAGAACAAACGGUAUAUACCAAGAAGGGAAGCAAUGCUAUUGCGGAGUGGCCAGAACCCAUUCUCACAUGUGCCAAUCAACCAAGCAAUUAUGAAGUGAAGGUCAGUCCCAAAGGUUCGACGUCUGGCCAGGCAUUCCAAGAAGGCUCACACAACAUUACAUAUAGCUUCAUUUACAAUGAUGCUACCAUGCGAAGGACCAAAGAUUGUAUCGUAUCUAUUAAAGUCGCUGGUAAGUCAAGAAACAUAUGUUACCAAGUUGCCUGAGCUCGCUCGAACGUUCGAAAAUUUUGGCCAAAAUUGAAACCUAAUCCAGAUUAACCUGGUUUAUAAUUAUAGUGAGCACACAUGCAAUGUAAAUAUUGACUUGUUUUUUAUGCCCCCUCAAACUGCUCUGAUAACUAGGACUAUAGAGAGAGCAUCAGCUGUGCAUAAAUGAAGCCAAUGGCGGCCAUAUUGUUGUGACCAUAGUUUUGACCAUGUUGUCACAUAGGAAAACCCAUUUUACUCACAAUGUAGUUAAUUUAAAAUGUGACGACCUACUUUAGAAUUUUAAAGGUUUUGACCGACUUUAGAAUCUCAUCUUAUAAACAUUCUGGCUUAAAAAUUGGCUGAUCGAAUUCAAAAGGAUAUUCUAUCCAGUCCUAAUUUAGAGAUCAGUGCCCCUCCCACAGAAUCUCUGCAGUGUACAGCUUGUGUAACCUGAGUAAUGUCUUUAAAUAUUAUGCAAUAAAAUAUAUUUGGUUAUACGUAUACUUGAUGAAAUUUUCAUGACAUUUCAACGUUACUACCAUUUUCGAGCUUCCGUGAAGCGUGCAUUUAUAACUAGGUUUAAAACGUUUCUUCAGCAUGAGUUUGCCAUUCAAAACGUUUUGUUUUGCUCCUAAAACUUUUUGUUUUGACAUAAUAACUUCUGUGGGCGUGGUAUAAAACUUUGAAUUUCGGCGUCAAAACUCAAAAGGACACUUGUAUUAUUGAGGUUUGUUACUUAAUCAUAUCCAAAAGCUGCUAUAAAUCUGUCAUUUCGCUUUCUAUAGCAAUUUUGUCAGUAUAAACGCGUCCGUGUGAAAAAUAAGAACAAAUUUUAGCGUGCAAAACAAUGUGCUCGACUCCACGCCCACAAAAGUUAUUAUGGCAAAUCAUGCUGAAGAAACGUUUUGAAACGUAGUUAUUAUAAAUGUACGCUUCACGGUAGCUCGCAAAUGAUAGUAACAGAACGUCAUUAUCAAGUCAAUGAUUCAUAAAAAUGCUCAGAUUUGAACACUAAAGUAAAACAAUGAAAUCAUUAACGAGGCAUAUAAACACUGAGUCAGUUCCCUCAAAUAUUUCUUACAAAUCCUUCAAAACUUAGAAUUUACCUAUGCAAAAUUCCUGUUGUGAUAACAGAAACUUCGAUAGUGUAAACCACUCUUCAGUAUACCACGCACUGUAUAUUGACAGUUUCACUCAUCUUGGUCUCAGAUGCUGUUCUACGUUCUUACUUGGAAACACUCGUUGCAGAAGUCCCAUUUACACUACAGUACGUUCAAUUUUGGCACCUGUAAAUUUUUAUCCGUGCUCGCACUACCUAUAUAUACGUAGCCUGCGUGCAGGCCCAAGGGAACUGAUAGUGGGCCUGCAACCAUCGCCCGGUAUUUUGUAAAACGCCCCUUUUCAUAACACGCCCCAUUCGCGCGUCAAUUGUCAAAAAAGAACCAAUGACAGCACCCAACUAUUAACAAACAAACUCGCAUUAAAAUGUUGCGGGGUUUUCUCUGCUUAUUCAGAACACUAAUAAACACCGAUCUAAUAUUAGACCAGUGCUAAUAAACAAUGUGUAAAUGGCUGCGUUUUAACUCCAAAAAAGCAAGCAACGCAGUCAGUAAUUGCCAAAUUUGCAAGUGCUCAUUUUCAACUAAAAUCGGAACAGGCAAAUUAGGACGAAUUUCAACAGAAAACCAGUCUCAAACUUCAAAUCAUGAGGGAAGUCGUGCGACCACAUUAGGAUUUAUAUUAUGUGUGCUUCGCUGUCGCCAUUGGCAUUGUUAUAAAUAAAUUGCCUCACUUAUCAGAUCGUGUGUGCAAUUCUUGUUGGCGGCGGAAAGUACGAAAUUUAUUUCAUUUGGUAAAGAACUCUACAAAAGAAGAGAGCGUUCCGAGUCCAGAUCGUUUAGUUCGAGGUUUCGUUUCAAACGGCAAUUUAAUACCGCCUUCUGUUUCGCUCUCUCAGCGAAGCCUUGUAAAUCGAAAAGUGUUUCGAAUAAGCUUCCAGUCCUUACAUGCAACUGCAUCUCAACAUCAACCAAAAGAUAAUUUUCUUGAGGAAGUGAGAACACAUAACGUAUCAACUGAAGUCUGUUUGAAAUUAAUGAAAUUCAAGUAAAGGUUACUAUAGUUUACCCCAGUCGUAAUUUGCUAUUCCAACACCUCACGACAAGCAAUCCCCAUUGGUAUAACGGCAAAAACAUGUCUUCCUUCAAAUAAACAAUAAACAGUCUGUUCUUGUUCCAUUUGUAAUCGAAAAAAGUGAUCAAUUUUCAAAUUUUAAGCUUAUCGAGAGCCUUUGUCUAUGCCUUUGUGAUGAAUCACUGUUCCCUGGGGCUUGCACGCGGGCUACGUUAAUUAAUUACCGAUCGCCUCAGCUAGCCAAUGGGAAUUUAGCCGGCGGUUCGGCCGGCGAAAAUCGAAAACAUGGGGUGAUGGUUGCAGGCCCACUAUCAGUUCCCUUGGACCUGCACGCAGGCUAAUAUAUACGCUGAGGCUGAAAAAAAUGUAGUAUUCAAAAUGUUAAUUCAAGUAAAAUUACUCAGUUUUAUGACUAUACAAUUUUUUUGAGAAAUGUUUCAAACUUUCUCAAUGUUUUGAGUUAACAUUUCAGUACAUUUCUAAAAAAAAGAGUAAAUUUGAUCACUGUUGGUGAAUUAUCUUACUGAAGUUUUUUUAGUCAAAAUUUUUGCCAGCUUCCAAAGGUCGAGCGUCAAUAAAUUUGGUACGAGGGAACCAUUUUUAUCCGUGCCGUACCAAGAAUUGAGAGCAGUCAAUAAACACGGGGAUUCAACACUAACUUAGCUAUCCAGAUAGUUCAUUUACUUUCUUACACUGACAGUAAUAUUUCCAUUCAUCCUUUAAGGUUGUGAGUGUCCUCCUACUCAACAACUUAGCGGAGUAAUUGGACCUUCUGAAACCGAUGGUCUAGCCGAAUGGAACAUACCUGAACCCACAUGCCCCACAAUGUUAUCUUCUCCACAACACAUCGAUACAACACCCAACUCGGAGAGGAGACGGUUAUCCGAAGGAGAACACACAAUACAAUACGUCUACACUCACGCAGAAGGCAGCAUUAAUGCCUUCGACAUAACAUGUGAUGUAAAAAUCACAAUGCAAGGUGGGUUUUCUUAAGACGAAUCUUCAUUAAUCAUAUUUUUUUCGGUUGGUACGGAAAGGUUGGGUAACGUUUCAUCCACAAAAUGAACGGGUAACUAUUUAUAAUGGUCACUUUCAUCCUGCUCAUCAGCACUACACUGAUGAGGCCCAAAAGGCCGAAACGGUACCGUCUGUAGUUAGAUAUUGCUCUAUGACCCUUGUGUCAUAUUGAGCACUCUACAGGAUGAGUCAUUGUUGCUUACGCAUUGUGCGCAUGCUCACUGCUCACAUCCAUUUCAUGAAAUUUUUUCGCAUCCAGUUAUCAACGAACUUGUUUCACAAUUCUUUAAGUUACUUUUCGUAUCACGUUUAUCCAAAAUUAGAUCAAACUAUAGUAAGUUGAUUUCUUAUCCAAAUGUAAACGUCUGGAGUAGCAUUCAGUAUCUAACACUGGAUCAGUAGACCAUCCUUUCGAAUUCAGUGAGACAUUUUGAAGCCAGAAUAAUUCAAAGUGAGAAUUGAUUGUUGAAGCUAUCAAAUUGUUAAGAGAUCGAAUCGUUUGCUUGUUAAUAAAAUAGUUUAUUACGACCCAAAAGCCUGAUGUGUCAUAAUUACUUUAAUUUUUUCAUUUAGCCUGCAAAUGUCCCACUACCCAAACAGUGAAUGCCAAAGUGCAACCCGGUGAUACGAGAGUCUUGGUCGCUUGGACAGAACCUACACCCAAUUGCACAACCACGCCAAGCGCAAGUAAUCCAUCAAGCACCAGUGGAUGGUUCUCAGUUGGUCAACACAAGCGUACGUACAAGUACAAGUACGCAAACAAACAAACCUCUUUUGAUAUAAAAUGUUAUGUGAAUAUCGUCGUCACAGGUAUGUUAUAUGUAUUUAAAACAUGAGGCGCAGCCGAGCGUUUUAUGUCUGAUAAAACACAACAACGAGUGUUUUGAAUAGCUUAAAAUACGACACCAAAAGAAUACUAAUUAGGAUAAAUAAUUAUAUAAUGCCACAUGCUUUAUCAGAUAUAAAGUCAUUCCACGUGACAUAUUAUAGCUGACAUGAUUUGCCACAAGGUUUAUGAAUUAUUAAUAAGUAUUGUAUGAGGAAAACACAAAAGAAAUCACUGCCGUGUCGGUGAUUCUAUAUAUGUGAUAAAAAAAUCAACAGGUGGGAAAUUUGUCGUCGCUGACCAAAAAAUUGCGGGCAGAAACAAAGCUCAUUGCAUUUACAUUCAAAACAAAGCAGAAAGUUAGCAAGAAGCUGUUUUAGCUGACGAUUUUAUGCUUUCCAUUCAACGAUUUACAAAUUAUUUGUUAUUCUUUUAAAAGUCGAUCAUGAAUUCUUUGUUUUGGGAUGAUUGUUUUGUAAUCGAGUGAUUGGAAGAAGUUCAUAUGGCGACGUGAACAUGGGAGUAAAUACCGUAUACGUCGAUCUAUGGCUUGUUUAAAACCGUAAUAAACGAAGAAAGACGUGAUUUGAGAAUGAAAUGUAAGUUGAAAUUAACUUUAUAUGCCUCAAAUUUUCCAUCCUAUGUUUGUUAAUGUAACUUCAGCUGUCUAAGUUCAAAAUACAAGCUCGCGAAAUUUGACAAAUUUUGAAAAUAUGUAAAAAUAGCUUGACUUUGAACUGUAUUUUCUCAAAAAUAGCCCGUGGCCUCAAUUUCAAAUAUAGCUAAAUUAAAAGAAAAAAGUUUUCGGCGUUUGUAGGUAUCAAACAUAUCGUCAGGAAAAUAGGGGCUCACAAUGUUUUAGUUCAGUCUUUGAGACCCAGUUGCUUCGCACGUGUUGUGGUCAAAUUUUUGCCAAGAAUCAAAGGCCGAAAUGUGAACUUCCUUCAUGAAAACCGCUUCGAGAAGGGUCUAGUUUGAAAAUUUAGCUAUUAAUUUCGAUUUCAUGAGCAUAUUUUGGUUACACGUUAAGUAUUUUUGUGCUUGAUGCGAUUCAAAAUUUGUUGUAUAUUCAAGCCCGGCUUUUGUGUAAUUUUGGUGAUGACCGGAACAGAAAUAAAGAUAUUUUAAAAACUGGCCGUGGCCUCACGAUAAAACUUUCUACAAAUGUUCUCUGUUUCAUGUACUUUUAUUUGAUAUCUUGGGUAUAAGCGUAAAAAUAGGGGCUCAUACAGUUUAAGAGGUUGUAAAAUGCAUGACUUGCCUCUAUUUUCAUGUAAACAUUCGAAAUUCUUCGACAGCAAAGUAGCAACUGUUUCAGAUCGAAUGCACACGGACAGCCCACCAGAGACAAUGGCAGGGUACUGAAAUAGAACGUCACUAAAAAGUUCUGUAUGAUUAAUUUAGAACAUGUUCACUCUUUCAACAUAAAACAGUCAUUUAUUUUGUACAAACAUUUUGCAAUAUUUACACGAUUGUGCUUUUUGUAAACACGCGUUGCGUGUAUUCCACACAAUUGCGUGACUCAUUUUACUCGCGCAUGCUCAGACAAAUUUCCCACCUGUUAAAAAAAUCAUGUUCAUUUACAUAAACUUUAGCUUUGAUUCUCUCGGCUUAGACUACGUUUAGUUUUAAAUCUACUUCGCCAAUGAACUCAUCAGAUGGGUCGUUUUUUAAAAUAAAGCACUCCUGCUCGUGUUUUAAAUAGUAUACUUAGAGAAGCAUUAAGAAGGUUACAGGACACCCUUUUUGGCGUUUUGCGGAAAAUCGCUACUGCGCGCUCAAAUGUUCUCCAGUGCAUGCAAAAUAUGGUAAAGUUUAAAAUUAACAAACAAUAAAAUAAUGUAAGAAUUACUCAAGAAAAUCUUAAAUCGCAGCACCGUUACGCUUUUGAUCGAGUUGUGCUCCUGCUGGUUUUAAGUUAUAUUUAUGAAAAUAUCAUUUUUAUACAGUAAAAUAGUUGUUCUAAAAAAUUGUGUUCGGAAAUUUUUGUUUAUUUCGUCAUUCCGCUGAUAUGGCGAUUUCUUUGACGACUGCAAUAUAUUUCUGAAUUGUUUGAGUGAAUUGCUCUUUAUUUUUAAAAUAUCCAAAAUUAAAAACAAAAGCCAAACACAAUUUUGAAACUGACGUAUUUAGCUAUGACCUGUGAAAAUUUAAGAAAAAUUGGUUAAAACCCGCAGGAGCACAACUAAUUUGAAAAUUAGUAAUUACCGUAAAAUUUUUCGGGAGAAAAUUGAAUUUGAAUAUUACAUUUUCAAUAUUUUUCUUAUUGCAGCGAAAUGUAUUUUAUUAAAUAACUCUGCGAGUUUUCAACAUUUUUCGUUCAAACUUGGUCAGAUAGUAGAACUAGUCUAAUGCUUUCAUUGAAACCAAUAAAAAAUUUUUAGGCAAAAUUAACACUCAAAGGUGUUCUGUAACCUUAAUGAUUCGUGUGGAGAAGACAAAGGAAGUCACUACCGUGUCGGUGGUAUUAUAUGUGAUAAAAAAUCAUGUAAAUGAUUACAUAAACUUCUUUAGCUUUGAUUUUCUCGGAUUAGACAACGUUUACUUUUAAAGUUCAAAGGUAGGGUACAGUCCAUAUGUAAACAAAGCCUUUGUUUACAUUUCUUUAUUCAAAAUAUUGAACUUUAUUCGACAACUAAUUAUAUUUUCAUGCUUCUACAGUAUAAUAAAUAAUCAAGAUACAACAAUCGGGCUUUGCAAGAACAUAAAAUGAAAUAAAAACCUAAUUAAAGUGUUUAUAUUACGGCAGGAGAUCCCUAUGUGCGCAUGCGCAGACCGGACCUGUACCCUAUCUAUCUUUAAUUAAAAGCCCUUGUUAGCGACGGCACUGAUUAAAAUUGGUUGCUGCCCUGAUGUCUAAGAGCCUGCUAGUUUUUGUGGCAUACUACUUACACUGGAGCAACACUUGAUAGCUAUUUUAUACGUCUAUCAUCACUUUCCAUGCCUGCAUUUUAGGAGAAUUUUGCGGUAAAACGACUUAUGACGCGGCCACUCAUGUUUGCUGCUGUGGUAAAAUUUAUAAGAAGAAACCUGACUAUCAAUGUUGUGGCUUGGAAUACUACAAUGCUCUCAGCGAAUCAUGUUGCAACAGUGAACGAGCCAUUCUUGCGCCUCGUGGAAAGUGUCCUGUACAGAACUGAUUCUUUCACCUUUCAAGGAACUUUAUACUUGCUUAUAGGUAUAUAGAGAAUGACAACAGUAUGUUAUCUGAAUAUGCAUUGCACGAACAAUGAUAGAUUAGUGUUACCGGCAUACGUUUGUAGGGAAUUGGGUAUAUUAUGUUUGUAGGGAAUUGGGUAUGUUAUAUAUUUGCAGAGAAUUGGAUAUAUUAUGUUUGUAGAGAAUUGGACUUUUCCAUUGAACGAAAUAAAUUCUUAUUAAUACAGUAUUGGUGUAUAGUGCAUCUAUUAUAGUUGGAAUUAAAUAUUAUAGAGCCGGUUAUGACAAGGUUUAAUAUAAUAUAACAAUAACUCAAUCAGUAACUUUGCCAAUUUUUUCUAUGACUGCAAGUAUACUUGUUCAAAAAUAAGUACAUGCAAACCAAGAAUGUGGUAAAUUUGUUAGUAAAUAACUAAUAAGGUCACACGCGAAUACGCUAUUUCCUUGACAGCACUUACUUUAUCCUCAUGGUAACUUCCAGUGACCAACCGCGAUCCUACGGUUCCAACGAUGUCCUUCACCACCCCCCAGUUUUUCCACAAAUAUUUUAACUAUUUUUUACGUUUUCGGUCUAGUUUUGAGCUAAAAAAUCUUAAUAUUUUUCUCGCACUUUACUUGUUUUACAAAGUGUCGUUUCGCUUCGCUUGUGGAUGCAGCAAUUCAUUAUAAAGAAAGAUUAAUUAUUCUUUCAGGUAAGAUUCACGAAACCUUUUUUACUUUCAAGACCCUUGGUCUUAAUAAAACUCAUCAUGCUAAUACAUACAGCAAAUAUUUCAAUAGCAGACAUAAAAUCUUGUUAAUGAUUAAAAAUUGUAAACAUGAAAUUAUGUUGUUUUGUGUCAGCACUAGCCUUUUUUCAUUAGCUAUUUAUAAUUACGGUUACGCGCGUUCAUACAUAUUAUAUUAUGGCUCAGAAUUAGUGGUCAUUAACAUAUAUAUAUAUAUAUAUAUAUAUAUAUAUAUAUAUAUAUAUAUAUAUAUAUAUAUAUAUAUAUAUAUAUAUAUAUAUAUAUAUAUAUAUAUAUAUCUCUCUCAUAUAUGGCCCCAUUACACUCUGCGCAUGUCUGGAUGCGUUGAUUCACCAUGUUGUACCACAUGCCUUGGUGAGAGCAAGUUUUUGGGGGUAUAAAUACGAUUGUCUCACGUAUCUAGACGUGUACCAAGCUGCACUGACAAGGCGUUGAACGCCGAAACAUGCAUGUCUGCAGAUUGUACUAUUACGCUCCUUCACUUCGGUGUUGUUGAGCACUCUGCGGAGUUGUUAAUGGGUGUCUAUUAGCGAUAAUGCAAAGCUCACUUCCCUUGUGGUCGUUUGAGCACUCUGGCCCCAAUUUCAAUUUCCCCUUCGUGAUAUAUUCUGAAUGCGUAAUGAGCUAACUUGUGAGCCCACAGAUCGGAAUUUUAAUCAACUAUCUACUGUUUGAAACAAAAAUGUAAACAAAACACGCGCAUGAGCAGAACGGACUUGAAGCGUCUUUAAGCUUUUGUAAAGAUUGUGCGAGAAAUUAAUCAUGCAUAAAAUCAAUCAUGCAAAUAUAACCAGUCCCACAAAUGAUAAAAUUAAUUAUGCGUAAAAGGCUACUAUGGAAAAAAGCUCAAGUUUUAAAUUGUCUGGUACUUUAUACCGUCGAUUGCAACUAAGCGGAAACACGUCAUGAGAAAACGCGCUCUAAUUGGACAUGAAACAUACCAUGUUUGGACUUCAAACUUUACAUGAUUUUGUUGCAAACAUUUGACGGUUUAUAAUUAUUUUUCCCGCGAAAACGUAACAAAGUUAGUACGAACAUUGCAAACAAUACUGAUUUGUCCACUAUAAACGCAAAACUCGCAAACUUGCAGUAUGUUAGAACUUCACUAAGGCCUGUUUCAUACGUCCAAUUUAAUUCAGACGAAUUUAAUCGCGGAUUUAGUGUUUGCAAGCUAAUCCCCGCCCAAUAUGAAUGUGUUUCUAAAUUUGGAAUAUUGACAGUUGACAGCUGAAACGCAAAUGUUUGCAGUAAAAUCAUGCGAUGUUUGAAAUCCAAACAAUCAUGUUUGACAGCCAAUUGGACGCAUUUUCUCAUGACAUGUUUCCGCUUAGUUGCAAUCGACGGUAAUUCAUAAUUUAUAAAACACCGAAAAUUUACUUUUCAGAAUAACUUUGUAAUAGAAAUACCAGAAGACCUCAAACUCCCCAUACUAACAUAAAGUUGUCACAAAUUUUGCGCAUUUUUCAGGUUAAUGUAGUUACACUAGACAUUUUAGAACUGUGCACUUUUUAUACACACUGUAUAAUAAAAUACUUAUUAAUCAAUCGACCAUCAAUCAUUUAAACCAAACAAUCCUCUUGUUUUUAAAGACAUUUAAGUCAGCAAGUCCAUUAAAUCACCGUGCUGGAGUAGACGACGUUGUUAUGUUGUUCACUGAUGGAAAACCAAACCCAAGUAAUGGCAGAAAAAAUCAAAUACCAGUGGCUGAUAACUUUUCGACAGAACUGAAGAGCAAGAAUGUGAAAAUUUUCGGCUUGGCAGUUGGUAAAGAAGAGAAUAUUAAUAAAUUCUAUUCUUACAUUGUCAAAUGGUCAUCACCGCCAGAAGAAGACUACGUUUUCAAAGCAGACUUAACGGAGCUGAACGAUGUCGUGAAUAAACUGGUGGGUCCUUUGUGCGGCUUACCUGCAGGUAAGUACUGCUACACGAGCCAUGUUAUGUGGUUUCUCUGGUUACGUUUAAGGAAAUGAAUCCAAAACUAAGGUUAUUCCGACACAUCUUCAGCGUAUAGCCAGAGAAUAAACACUUAAAGAAAUCUGACCUCUUGCAUGUAUGUCGGCGUCUACGAUUUUAGCGUAACCUUUACAAUGCUGUCGUCAUGGCGCCAUGUUCCUAGUCAGUGCUGUUAGAGAGGCAUUCACCCCCCCAAAAAAAACAUUAAAAAUGGCGGACGUUCAGGGGAUAAAUGCCUCUCGCAAGCGCACUGGCUAAGAUUUUGAUGGCGAAUCAUUGGCAUUGCGAAUCAUGGCGUGGCGGCGGUUACGAAUUUUUGGCUAUAGUAUCUCCUCAGUCUGUGGUGUAACUUUAAAAGUGCACGCAUUUAAACUAAGGGGCAUUGUCCGAAUUAGUGACCUCCCCCCCUUCCCCCGGACAUCCACCAUGCCUCGCAAAAACUCACACAAUCUUGUAUAUGUCAAAAGUAAAAAACUUUUUUUACUUUUAGAACUUUUUUAUAACUAUAAAUGUGAAUACAAAAACAUAUAAAUUACUAAUUAAAACAAAAUCUAGUGUUAACCGCACAGUCAAAAUGCCAAUUUCACAAUGAGAAGGACUGCUCAAAAUAGAGGGAAAACGAAAUUUGUUUUUGAAUUUUUUUAAAUUUCGGACAUCCGGAUUUCUAAUCCCCCCCCUCCCCCCUAUGUCCGAGUUUGUCCUGAUUUUCCAAACCCCCCUCCUCCCUUGGCUCGGACAUCCUUUGUGAAUGGCCCCUAAGCUAGCUUACGUGUGCAAUCAAAGCGUAUUAACGUUCAACCACAGAGUACAUACAUAUACAGAGUUGUAACUAGUGUACCCACUUUUCUUGUGCGCGUGCUCGGCAAGUUACUAGAUGCAUUGGAUAGCGGCUCGCCCCUUUAAAACUUGCCGAGCACGAGCAGUUGAUCAUUUUUUGGCCGGCCGCCUGAAAAAAGUGGGUACAUGAAAACGUAAGCUUCCGCAGUGUUUACAACGGUUAGUUACAGCUCUGUAUAUGUAUUUACUCUGUGGUUCAACUUCAUCAAUGCUUUUCUUCUGUUGAGCAGUAGUUCACUUUUAAAACAACUGUAACUCUCUGCUAGCUUUUAGUCAGUUAUUACAGCCUUACGUCUCUUGUUGCGUAGUGCUUUUUUCUACAGCACUAAGUUCCAGAUUUUAGUCUAAGUAACUCACAAUACCCAUGCAAAUUAUAGCCAAGCGUAUCAUGCAUGCACACCGUUUUCAAAACAAAAACAAACUGAAAGUACCCGCCGGCAAAAAAUUCUGGAAUUGAAUCCAAUAUAAGAAACUAAACACACUAUAUAUAGGCUCUUUUAUUUAUUGUGCUUCGCUUCCAAACAUCAUACAAUAAUUGCAUCAAAGAAGCUGGGACACCACAACAGCUUAACACCAAUUACAAUGGGCCAAUUACAGUCGUGUUCUUUGAAUCCUCUUGUGCAUUAUAGCACGACUAUGUCUCUUUUGUCACCCACAUCCGUUCCCAACGUACUCUGAAUGUGAAUCUGACGCUCAAGACUCCUUUAUAUAACACCACUAAAUAUCAGGAUUCUUAUUUCAACAGGAUAGUAAAAUUAUGGAACAGUGUUUGCAAAAUACCUCCUCCAAACACUUUCUCCAGUGACAAAACAUCUAAACAUCAUCUUUAUAAUUCUUUAUGUUAGUGUGUACUUUUCUUGGUCUAUAUCGCGUGAUUGUCCUUGUUACGGAAGUUGCCUGUCUCAUUGUAUUAAAUUAAAUGUCGUUAUGUUUUCUAUUACCAGCCAAACCCUGCCAAAAGGUUAUGUAUUCACAUCGGUUGGUGUGUUUCUGUUUCGUCUGUCAACAGGAUGAUAAAAAAAAACGAUCAAACAGUUUAAUACCCAAUCUCAAGUCGACCAAAUCUUGGCGCAAAGAUUUGUCUUGUUUUUCAGGCGCAAAAAAGGAACGAGCAAUCAAGGACAUGUUUUUGUUCAAGCAUGAAUUCGUAGUUGACAUUAGCUGGCGGAGGAGCGCAGUUUUCGAAUGACCUCUAGAUUUCCAAUAUUAAUAUGAGCACCAUUUUUAUUUUAUCUCCAGUCGUAUGCCGUUGCACCAAACCUGUGACACCAUUUAUUGCAUAUGCUGAACCAGGUCAACAAACAGGAAAGGUCAGUUGGCCAAAACAAGAAGCAGCCUGCACCAAUGAUGUUGUUCCUACGCCAGGCCCGGUCCAUCCAUCCGGUGCCAUAUCUGGAGGGAGAUAUUCCCUGGGCAAACACGUAAUUACUUAUCCAUUCUCCUACGACGAGGCUGGCAAGCCAAAAGUUUUGAAUUGCCAGGUCAAUUUCACUGUUGUCCGUUAG
This is a messenger RNA of Paramuricea clavata, 19187 nucleotides long. The record is from the annotation of a GenBank genome assembly. Lineage: Eukaryota; Metazoa; Cnidaria; Anthozoa; Malacalcyonacea; Plexauridae.